Messenger RNA from Diorhabda carinulata, 819 nucleotides. Its product is annotated as serine protease 30-like. Lineage: Eukaryota; Metazoa; Arthropoda; Insecta; Coleoptera; Chrysomelidae. Gene Ontology annotation, molecular function: serine-type endopeptidase activity. The record is from RefSeq and is a predicted model, not a curated record. The transcript has 4 exons. The coding region runs from base 1 to 819 and encodes 272 amino acids. Gene Ontology annotation, biological process: proteolysis.
AUGACAACACUUUUUGUAGUUGCUGAUACAAGUUGCGGAAAACGGAAAAUCACUUCUCGGUAUGGUAAAAUUGUUGGAGGAGAAAAUGCAAUAAAAGGGGAAUUUCCAUGGUUGGUGUCUUUGACAAGAAGAGGAGGGCAUGUUUGUGGAGGAACAGUCAUUUCUGAAAAGUUUAUUCUAACUGCUGGGCAUUGUCUAUGCACUGGAUUGAAUCAAGGUAUUUUCAAGCCAGCCGCUUUGAAAGUUACCAUGUCACAAUACGAUCUAACUAUAAAAAACAGUGAGGCAUACCAAAUGAACGUGAAAGCCAUAACUAUUCAUCCAGGAUACGUUUGUUCUCAACCGAAGGAUGAUAUAGCUAUACUGGAACUGGAAAAAGUGAUUCAUUGGUCAGACAGCGUAGGUCCUGCUUGUUUACCAAGUGAAGAAGAGUCCCAAGCUGCUAGGAAUUUCGUAACUGUAGCUGGUUGGGGCUGGACACAUGAGGAUAGUAGUAAAGGACAGCGAGCCACCAUUCUGCAAAAAGCAAAAUUGAGCUUAAUCAAUAUGAGAGAUUGUCGAGAAUGGUACGCAUCGCAAGGAAAAGAUAUAAAAAUUCAAGACAGUCAUAUUUGCGCAGGUUACAAACAAGGUGAAAUCGAUGCUUGUUGGGGAGAUAGUGGUGGCCCUUUGAUGUCAAAUAUCGAUAAGAAUGGAAACCAAACCAUCGUAAUUGGAGUGGUAUCAACUGGAAUAGGAUGCGCAAGGCCUUAUCUUCCUGGAUUGUAUACCAGAAUUUCUGACUAUAUAUCUUGGAUCCAAAAGACAAUUCAAAAAUAA